Molecule: messenger RNA, 894 nt
Organism: Macrobrachium nipponense
Lineage: Eukaryota; Metazoa; Arthropoda; Malacostraca; Decapoda; Palaemonidae
Product: crustacyanin-C1 subunit-like
Exons: 4
Coding region: 16-750 (244 amino acids)
Biological process (GO): response to reactive oxygen species; lipid metabolic process
Cellular component (GO): cytoplasm
Molecular function (GO): pigment binding
Source: RefSeq, a predicted model, not a curated record
ACUGGUUGUGGAGAGAUGUCGAGAAGAAUCUCAUUUCCAUAUUCCUCGCUGACAACCGAUUGCUUUCAGCCUCCCAUGGGUAUAAAGCAAGCAGGGGACCUCUGCAAACACAUCGUCGUCGUUGAUCUCCAUCGGUGCAAGAUGUUUUCAAAGAUCCUCCUGCUGGUGGUGGUCGCAGCCGUGGUUGCAGACGAAGUCCCCGAUUUCGUCAUCAAAGGGAAUUGUCCCGCGGUUGAUGAGCAAAGCCUUUGGGAACAACAGCUGCCGAGACAUUCAAGCUUCGGAGGCGUUUGGUAUCAACAAGCUAUCUCAACGAACCCAUAUCAGCUGCUGAAAAAGUGUGUCCGGAUCCAGUAUGAUUACAACGGCAAAGGCUUCGACGUCAAGACUGCCGGCAUAACCGCAGAAGGCACCCAGCUCAAGAGAAAGGGCGUCCUCACUCCCAUGCCCCUCGGAGACCCUCAUCUCAUGAUCAACCUUGAAAACUCCUUCCCAGCGCCCCUCGUAAUCCUCGACACCGACUACAACAACUACGCCUGCAUGUACUCCUGCAUGGAUUACAACUACGGCUAUCACUCGGACUUCGCCUUCUUCUUCGCCCGAGCUCCCGAGUCCUACGACAAGUACAUCGCCAAAUGCAGAGCAGCCUUCGACGGCAUAGGAGUCGAUUCCAACAGACUAAUCAAGACCGAGCAAGGCAGAGGCUGCGAUUACGAGCAACUGACGAAGCUCAUCAAAGACGAACUUUAGAUGAACAACUAAUACUAUGACGUUCCUAAGAUCGUAGAAUGAGACGUAUUAUAAUGAAAAAUAUACAAUAGAAUAAUAAUGCAGUGAAAGGACUUUCAAUGAAUGGUUUGAAUUGUUGUGAAACAAUAAAAACAAAUAUAGCUC